Molecule: messenger RNA, 2249 nt
Organism: Lycium barbarum (goji berry)
Lineage: Eukaryota; Viridiplantae; Streptophyta; Magnoliopsida; Solanales; Solanaceae
Product: zingipain-2-like
Exons: 6
Coding region: 834-2075 (413 amino acids)
Cellular component (GO): lysosome
Molecular function (GO): cysteine-type endopeptidase activity
Source: RefSeq, a predicted model, not a curated record
AUCGAUUAGUCUCCGGACAAAAUACAACAAAUCUACAAGCUUUAUGAUCCAUUUCAGUCUUUGGCUUACUGGUAAGCAAUGGAUACUGCUCUCCGUUUUCGUUAAAUGUUACAGAAAAUAAAAGAUGUUCUAAUCAUAUACUUGCAUUAUUCUAUGUCUUGAUUACCUUUGGGAUUGUACUUGUCAACGGUUAUGAAACAAAGCUUGGAAAGACAUUAAGCGAGUUAUUACCAUUAGAAUAUCACUAUGUCACGAAAAAAUAUGAAAAGAAGAAAUAUUAAGGUACGUCACAUUGUAGAAAUAAUAUAUAUACUGCUCUACAUCUAUUUAUUUUCAUUUUUUAGCUUAUAAAUUUAUUAUUUCUAGAGACCAAAAUUGUUACUAAAAUCACAUAAGUUCAAGAAAAAAAUGCUUUAAAGUAAAAUUCACUAAAUCGUGAAUUACCUUCGUUGCCGAGAAGGGCGUUGAAAGAAUCAUUUCUAAAUCACAAGAAGAAAAGACAUAAAUACCCCUCAGACUUGUCACUACUUUGCGGGCCUAUUAUCACUUAAGAGUUGAAACUUUUUGAAAUGGAAUAAAUAUCUUUGAAUGAUGAUGUGGUACCAAAAGCAUGCUCACUCUUUUGGAGGAGAGGCCAAAAAUAAGUGAAAACCAAUACUUUCGUUUCACUAUAUGCUACAUAACUUGGAUGGUGACAAAUUUAUUAUUGUCUAAUUGAGUUCCCAGAAUUGGACAGGCCACAAGAGUUGCUCUCAGAAGAAAGAGUUUUCCAGCUUUUCCAAGACUGGAAACAGAAGCAUGGUAAAAUUUACAACGAUGAGAAAGAGGAAGAAAUGAGGUUGGAGAAUUUUAAAAGGAAUGUGAAGUAUAUAGUGGAGAAGAACUCAAAGAGGAAGUCAGAAUCAGAGCAUUUAAUUGGUUUGAACAAUUUUGCUGAUAUGAGCAAUGAGGAAUUUAGGCAAGUCCACACUUCAAAGAUUAAGAUGCCUUUCAACAAGAAGAACCAGACCAUUUCUGCAAAUUCUUGUGAUGCUUCUCCUUCUAAGGAUUGGAGGAAACACGGGGUUGUCACUGAGGUUAAGAACCAAGGAGAAUGCGGAUGUUGUUGGGCAUUUUCGGCGUGUGGAGCCAUAGAAGGAAUAAAUGCAUUAGUCACUGGUGAACUUAUUAGCCUUUCAACUCAAGAACUUGUCAACUGUGACACUUCCAAUAAAGGCUGUGAAGGUGGACUUAUGGACCCUGCUUUUAAAUUUGUGAUCAACAAUGGUGGCAUUGAUUCAGCUUCUGAUUAUCCAUACACCGAGUCUCGAGGCACUUGCCAUUACAACAAGUUGAACAAGAAGGCUGUAACAAUUGAUGGAUACCAAGAUGUUGCACAAGAAGAAAGUGCCCUACUUUGUGCUGUUGCUAGACAACCUGUUAGUGUAGGCAUAGACGGAAAAAGCCUUGAUUUUCAACUAUAUGCAGGGGGAAUCUAUGAUGGAGAAUGCUCUAAUAAUCCAGAUGAAUUAUCCCAUGCAGUACUAAUUGUAGGAUAUGGUUCUGACGGAGGGGUUGACUAUUGGAUUAUGAAGAAUUCAUGGGGAAAAUCUUGGGGCAUGGAGGGGUAUGCAUAUAUAAAGAGGAACACUAAUUCUCCAUAUGGGGUUUGUGCUAUUAAUUCAUUAGCUUCAUAUCCAACGAAAGAAUCGUCUUCCUCUCCACCAUCCCCUCCGGUUCCUCCACCACCUUCUCCAAAACCAAAUGUAUGUGAAGACGGCUUAUAUUACUGUCCAGAAGGUCAAACAUGCUGCUGCGGGUUAGAUUUCUAUGGCAUGUGCUUAGUUCACGGAUGCUGUCCUAUUGAAAAUGGUGUUUGCUGUGAGGGAUCAAAAUUAUGCUGCCCACAAGACUUUCCAUAUUGUGAUGUUUUAGAAGGCCUCUGCCACAAGGACUAUGGAGAUAAAAUUGGAGUUGCUGCAAUGAAGAGAAGAAUGGCCAAGUUCAAGCUACCAUGGAGUAGUGGUACUAAGGGAAUAGAAGGGAUGGACCAAACUCUUCUAUGGAAGAGAAAUCAGUUUGCAGCAAUGCGCUGAAAGAACUUACUGCAUUGCGCUGAAAGAACUUAACUACUGUUAUUAUAUAAUAACUUUUAUCAUCCCUGUCUGGUUCUUGCUACCAAAUAAAGAUUGUAGAAAAAUAUAUAAAAUUCAAAAGAAAAAAUGUAAAUAAAUCCUUUGAUUAUCUAUAUAUAUUGUGGUUUAUGUGUA